This is a messenger RNA of Bombus impatiens (common eastern bumble bee), 2371 nucleotides long. RefSeq names its product probable ATP-dependent RNA helicase DDX27 (gene Rs1). The record is from RefSeq and is a predicted model, not a curated record. Lineage: Eukaryota; Metazoa; Arthropoda; Insecta; Hymenoptera; Apidae. Bases 102 to 2327 code for a protein of 741 amino acids. Gene Ontology annotation, molecular function: ATP binding; nucleic acid binding; RNA helicase activity. The transcript is spliced from 13 exons.
GAGAUGUUACUACAUACUUACAUAUAUACAGUAGAUGUUCCACGUGGUUGAAGUAUUAGGAAUUGUGCAUGGUUUUGUAAUAUGUGUAUUUGUUGUUGAAAAUGGAUACUAAUUGUGAUUUAAUAAAAACAAUCGAAGAUGAUCAGGAAGUGCCAAAUUUCUCUGAAGAUUCUGAUGUCGAAGAUGAUUUUCAGCCUAGGAAACAAAAGAAAAAGGAAAAUAAGGAUUUCGAUAACAAUUUUCAAUUUGUAAAUGAUAUUUCCGAUUACAAUAAAGACACAUGGAAUGACUUAAACAAGUAUAUUAAACGAAAAGCUAAGACAAAACUUGAUGAUAAAAUUAAAAGAAUUAAAAGAGGAUCCGAAUUUAAAAUACAAAAUGAAAUAGAUAACGAAUCCAAUAUAGACUUAUCUGAAAUUAAAAAAGAAGAUGAUGAACUAUCUUUAUCAGAAGACGAGCUUAGAAAAGAUAUAUUUAAAACUAAAGAAAAGAAAAGCAAAAAGAAAGUGGUUGUUAAAGAAAAUGAUGAAGAAACAAUUAACUUUGAGGAAUAUUCAAAUAUAGAAACUCAUGCAACAUUUUACCAAAUGAAUUUGUCGCGUCCUUUAUUAAAGGCUAUAACAGCCAUGAAUUUUGUGCAUCCAACACCUAUACAAGCUGCUACCAUUCCUGUUGCAUUAAUGGGUCGUGAUAUAUGUGGUUGUGCUGCUACAGGUACUGGUAAAACUGCAGCUUAUAUGUUACCAACACUAGAAAGAUUAUUAUAUAGGCCAUUAGAUGGUCCUUCUAUUUCUCGUGUUCUUGUACUUGUUCCAACAAGAGAACUUGGUGUGCAAGUGUAUCAAGUUACAAAACAGUUAUCUCAAUUUACAACAAUUGAAGUAGGAUUAUCUGUUGGUGGUUUAGAUGUGAAAGUUCAAGAGGCUGUAUUAAGGAAGAAUCCAGAUAUAGUAAUAGCUACUCCAGGAAGAUUAAUUGAUCAUUUAAGAAAUACGCCAUCGUUUUCAUUAGACAGCAUUGAAGUGCUUAUAUUAGAUGAGGCAGAUAGGAUGUUAGAUGAAUACUUUGCAGAACAGAUGAAGUACAUAGUAAAACAAUGUUCAAGAAGCAGACAAACAAUUUUAUUCUCAGCUACUAUGACUGAAGAAGUGAAAGAUUUGGCUGCUGUAUCUUUAGAUAAACCAGUUAAAGUUUUUGUAGAUAGCAAUCAAGACGUUGCUUUUAAUUUACGCCAAGAAUUUAUUCGGAUACGAAAAGAAAGAGAAGGAGAUCGUGAGGCAAUUUUGGCGGCCCUAAUUUGUAGAACCUUUCAUGAUCAUGUCAUGGUCUUUGUGCAAACAAAAAAACAAGCUCAUAGAUUACACAUUUUAUUAGGGUUAUUAGGCAUCAAGGUAGGAGAACUUCAUGGUAAUCUUACACAACCACAACGUCUAGAAAAUUUAACAAAAUUUAAAAAUGAAGAAAUAGAUAUUUUAUUAGCAACAGAUGUUGCUGCAAGAGGUUUAGAUAUUAGUGGGGUAAAAACUGUAAUUAAUUUCGUAAUGCCAGUUACCAUGCAACAUUACAUUCAUAGAGUUGGGAGAACAGCUAGAGCUGGUCGUGUUGGAGUGUCAGUAUCACUAGCUGGAGAACAAGAACGUUCUUUGGUUAAAGAAAUUAUUAAAAAUGCAAAAAAUCCAGUAAAGAAUCGAAUAAUACUUCCUGAUAUAAUCGACAAAUAUUCUAAAAAAUUACAGUCUCUUGAAACCGAUGUAAAUAAAAUUUUAGAAGAAGAACGAAAUGAAAGGGAAUUAGCUAAGAUAGAAAAUCAAGCAAAUCGAGCAGAAAAAUUAUUAAAAAAUGAAAGUAAUAAAGGUACUCAAAGAACUUGGUUCCAAACUCAGAAAGAAAGAAAAGAAGAAAAAGAGAAAUUAUCAUUGACUGAAAAACAAAACACAAAUAAAGGGCAGAAACAAAACAAGGAGCCAUCAAACAUAAUUGAAGAAAAGAAAAAGAGAUCUAAAGAACCUAAACAGGAAACAGCAGAGGAUAGAGCCAAAAAAGAAUUAGAAAAAAUUGCAGCAUACCAAGCAAGACUAGCUAAGAGAAAGAACAAACAAAAUAAAAUCCGGACAGUUGUAGAGAAUGAUAAAUUUUCAUCUAAUAGAAAAGCAUCGCUAAAACGGCCAAAAUCUUCAUUUGCUGCUGACUUAACAAAUACAAGCAAGAAAGCUGUGAAAAAAAUGCGUUACGAGGCAAAUGUUAAAAAAAAUCAAAGUAAAAGAAAAAGUGCAAAAAGUUUAAACAUAGGAAAAAAGGAUAGUAGAUCAAAUUUUAAAAGACGUUAAUUUUGAUAUUUGUAACUAUAUCUUAUUAAAUACAUACCAUUUUA